Messenger RNA from Labrus bergylta (ballan wrasse), 766 nucleotides. Lineage: Eukaryota; Metazoa; Chordata; Actinopteri; Labriformes; Labridae. The record is from RefSeq and is a predicted model, not a curated record.
AAUGUUUGUAUCCGGGUCAGAGGACACAGUAAUGGCGGCGACCAUGGAGAAAGCAGCCGGCAUGAGUAAUAUGCUGCAGUUUAUGAAACUUAUCGGACAGCUCAAAAGAGUCCCAAGGACAGGCUGGGUGUACAGGAAUGUGAAGAAACCUGAAAGUGUGUCAGACCACAUGUACCGCAUGGCCAUGAUGUCUUUGACCAUCACAGACCCCACAGUGGACAAGAACAGAUGCAUAAAGCUGGCUCUGGUUCAUGACAUGGCUGAGUGCAUUGUGGGAGAUAUUGCUCCAUCUGACAACAUCAGUAAAGAAGAGAAACACAGACGAGAGGAGGAAGCAAUGAGACAUCUAUCAGGUCUCCUGCCUGAGGGACUCAAACAGGAGAUUUAUGGACUGUGGGAGGAGUAUGAAACCCAGGGCAGUCCAGAGGCCAGGUUGGUGAAAGAGUUUGACCUCCUGGAGAUGAUCCUGCAGGCUCACGAGUACGAGGAGCUGGAGGGAACGCCGGGUAGACUGCAGGAGUUCUUUGACUCCACCGAGGGUCGUUUCCAGCACCCAGAUGUGCUCGAGCUCCUCAGCUCUUUGAAUGCAGAGAGAGAAUGCCACAUGACCAAAACACAUGAUGCAAAGACAUCACCUUCAUCUUCAUCAGCCUCUUCCCAGCCAAGUACAACACCACACACCUCCUGAUGGCUGACACACACACACACACACACACACACACACACACACACACACACACACACACACACACACACACACACACAC